CUGAUGACGAUGGCAAAUGGCGCAGGUCAGCUAGCUGAAUGUUGUUAGAAGUGCCUGCUUAUGAAACACUAUUUUCACAAGCAAGCUUUUUCUGUUUUGUUUUGUUUUUUUAAUGAAGACAGAAAAAAACAAAAAUAUAGAAAAAAAUGAAGAUUAGGUAGCGUGGAAAUCUACGAAGUCUAUGCGAACUCGUUCAUCUUUUGAAUCGUCUCUAACAUUGUUUUUGUGGGCCUGUUGCUUGAAGCUAGCGACGGGAAAUCCUCGGUCUGACUGACUGGACACACCGGAACGAGAGACAGCAAAAGAACCAAGAAUGACCGGAGCUCCGACGGCUAGUUAACUAACUGCAAGCAGGUUUUACUGACACGAACUAACAAACUUGAGCAGAGGAGAGGGAGGCUUUUGAGAGAACAAGCUACAUUUUGACAAUCAGGAUCCAGAUGAGGACUCAUAAAACACUGUGGAUCUUGAUGCUGACAGAACUUACCCGAAGACUACAAUGAAUCGUUACCUGCCGGUGGCACGGCAGCACUUCCUGGCCGCCCUAGCCAGCACCAGUGUGGUAGUGAAAACCAUAAGUGCAGUUGUGGUCCUGCUCUACUUGCUGUCGUGGGCUGUUGACACUUCAUAUGCACUGGGAGUGACCCCAGGCUACCUCUUUCCGCCCAACUUCUGGGUGUGGACACUGGUGACCCAUGGAUUGAUGGAGCAGCAUAUAUGGGGCGUGGUGGCCAAUGUGGGGACAGUCAUGGCCUGUGGGCGCCUGCUAGAACCCCUGUGGGGUGCUCUGGAGCUCCUGAUCUUUUUUGCAGUAGUGAAUGUGUCUGCAGGACUCCUAGCGGGCCUCUCCUAUCUUCUGACUUAUGUGGCCACUUUUGACCUGGACUUCCUGUUCGCUGUGCGCAUCUACGGUUCAGCCGGUUUCUUGGGAGGUGUCCUGGUGGCCCUGAAGCAGACGAUGGGGGAUACCACGGUGCUCAGAGUGCCCCAGGUGAGACUGAAAGCUGCUCCGGCUUUGGUCCUCCUCUUCCUAGCCUUGCUGCGCCUGUCUGGGCUGCUCGACAGCUGUGCCCCCCUGGCUGCGUACAGCUACGGCUCCCUGUCUGGGUGGGUGUACCUGCGCUUCUACCAGAGACACAGCCGAGGACGCGGGGACAUGUCAGACCACUUUGCCUUUGCGAGUUUCUUCCCGGAGGCUGUGCAGCCAGUUGUCGGGCUGCUGGCCGGCCUCGUUCACGCCGCCCUGGUGAAGAUCAAGGUGUGCAGGAAGAUGGUAAAGAGAUACGACGUGGGGGCGCCCUCCUCCAUCACCAUCAGCCUGCCAGGGACGGACCCCCAGGAUGCAGAAAGAAGGAGACAACUGGCCCUGAAAGCUCUCAACGAACGUCUAAAGCGAGUCGAGGACCAGUCUGCGUGGCCCAGCAUGGACGACGAGGAGGACGAGGAGGAGGACGAG
Messenger RNA from Austrofundulus limnaeus, 1456 nucleotides. It is a transcript of the gene tmem115, whose product is annotated as transmembrane protein 115. Gene Ontology annotation, biological process: retrograde vesicle-mediated transport, Golgi to endoplasmic reticulum. Gene Ontology annotation, cellular component: Golgi apparatus; membrane. NCBI's taxonomy places the organism in Eukaryota, Metazoa, Chordata, Actinopteri, Cyprinodontiformes, Rivulidae. The record is from RefSeq and is a predicted model, not a curated record.